AUGGCAAUCGAAUACUACUGCCAACGAGCAUCUGUUCCUGGUACUCUUCUCAUUACCGAAUCAUCGCUCAUAUCCCCGGCUCACGGUGGUUUUCCCAACGCACCUGGAAUGUGGAACGAUGCACAGGUCGAUGUAUGGAAGAAAAUUGUCUAUGCAGUUCAUGCACGUGGAUGCUACAUCGUCUGCCAAUUGCUUGCCCCAGGCCGCGCUGCAGAUGCUCAGACAUUGCAAAGGGAAGGCGGCCACGAGGUAUUAUCAUCGAGCCCAGUCCCAUUGACGGAUGUCGCUCCGGUUCCUAAGGCUAUGUCAGAAGAUCAAAUUCAGAGUGCUAUUGCGGACUAUGUCAUCGCCGCUGAAAACGCUAUGCGUGCCGGCUUCGACGGUGUUGAAAUCCAUGGCGGUAAUGGAUACCUACUCGAUCAAUUCCUUCAGGACACCUGCAACACGCGGACGGACCGAUGGGGUGGUAGUAUUGAAAACCGUGCAAGAUUUGCAGUCGAGGUUGCGACAGCUAUUGCGAACGUCAUUGGUGCGGAAAAGCUUGGAUACAGGCUCAGUCCUUGGAGUAGUUUCCAGGGUAUGAGAAUGGCACAUCUGAUCCCUCAGUUUUCGUACUUGAUCGAGAAACUGAAAGCCCUCGAACUCGGAUACCUGCAUGUUGUUGAAUCCCGUGUGAAUAACAAUGUUGAUAUCGAGAAGACGGAAGAUAUUCAGUUCGUAUUGGAUAUAUGGGGUCCAACCAACCCUGUUUUGGUGGCAGGUGGAUUUACUCCAGAGUCUGCAAAAAUUGCAGUUGACCACGAAUAUCAAAAAAGUAAUGUUGCGGUUGUCUUCGGAAGACAUUACCUCGCCAACCCGGAUCUACCAUUCCGCAUCCAGCAUGAUCUCAAUUUGAACAAAUACGAUCGGUCGACCUUCUACACACCGAAGACGCCCACUGGAUACACUGACUAUCCUUUCAGCGCUGAAUACCUGACCACAAACAAUGGCUAG
Penicillium brevicompactum is the source of this 993-nucleotide messenger RNA. Its product is annotated as alkene reductase. The record is from RefSeq and is a predicted model, not a curated record. NCBI's taxonomy places the organism in Eukaryota, Fungi, Ascomycota, Eurotiomycetes, Eurotiales, Aspergillaceae. The transcript has a single exon. Gene Ontology annotation, molecular function: FMN binding; NADPH dehydrogenase activity. Bases 1 to 993 code for a protein of 330 amino acids.